AAAAUGAUCCCACCCUUCUCCCACUUCAUCUCUUGUACUUUCUCCCUCCAAACGAUCAUCUUUUCUACUCUUUGCCACCCACAUUCUUUUAGCUCUCCCCUGUUUUCUUCCUUUUGUCACCGCAGUUUCAUCUGCUGCCAUGGCGGUAGCAGAGCUUUCUCCUUCAUAUAAAACCCAACUUAAACCUUCCCAAAUUUUACCCUUAUCUUCUCGCUUUUCUGGUCACCGUAAAGUCACUCUUCAGGCUCUUCCUCGAGCAUCAAGGAAUACUGGGAUUCGUUGCUCCGUAGCUCCCAACGAGGUUCAAACUCCGAUUGCCGGUCAUACAGGAGGGAAGACCAGCAAGCCUGAGUGCUAUGGGAUUUUCUGCUUGACUUAUGAUUUAAAGAAAGAGGAAGAGACAAAAUCAUGGAAAAAGUUGAUCACUAUUGCUGUUUCAGGAGCAGCUGGGAUGAUAUCAAACCAUCUUUUGUUCAAACUUGCUUCUGGUUUGGUUUUCGGACCAGAUCAACCAAUUGCUCUGAAAUUGCUUGGAUCUGAAAAGUCACUGCAAGCGCUUGAAGGAGUAGCUAUGGAGCUUGAGGACUCCUUAUAUCCAUUGUUGAGGGAAGUUAGCAUUAGCAUUGAUCCUUACGAGGUGUUUCAAGAUGCUGAAUGGGCCCUUCUGAUUGGGGCAAAGCCUCGUGGUCCUGGUAUGGAACGAGCUGGAUUAUUGGACAUAAAUGGAAGGAUUUAUGCUGAGCAAGGGAAAGCACUCAAUGCUGUAGCAUCACCUAAUGUAAAAGUCAUUGUGGUCGGCAAUCCCUGCAACACCAAUGCGUUGAUCUGCUUAAAAAAUGCGCCAAAUAUACCAGCGAAGAAUUUUCAUGCCCUGACCAGAUUAGAUGAAAAUCGCGCGAAAUGUCAGCUGGCUCUGAAAGCUGGUGUCUUCUAUGACAAGGUAUCCAAUAUGACCAUUUGGGGAAACCACUCAACCACUCAGGUGCCAGAUUUUCUAAAUGCCAAAAUUGAUGGGAUACCUGUGAAAGAGGUUAUUAAGGACCACAAGUGGUUGGAAGAGGAGUUCACUGUGAAGGUUCAGAAGAGGGGUGGAGCACUAAUUCAGAAAUGGGGUAGAUCUUCAGCAGCAUCAACCGCCGUGUCAAUUGUUGACGCUAUAAAAUCUCUUAUAACCCCAACUCCACCGGGAGACUGGUUUUCUUCUGGGGUGUAUACUAAUGGCAAUCCUUAUGGUAUCGCUGAGGAUCUUGUCUUCAGUAUGCCCUGCCGAUCAAAGGGAGACGGUGAUUAUGAGCUUGUCACAGAUGUGAUAUUUGAUGACUAUCUAUGCAGGCGAAUAAAAAAGUCUGAAGAGGAAUUAUUAGCUGAAAAGCGAUGCACAGCACACCUUAUUGGAGAGGGUAUUGCUGUUUGCGACCUUCCCGCAGGAGACACCAUGCUUCCAGGAGAAAUGUAGACUUAAUAGUAUCCAUCAAUCCAACAACCAUCAUCCCACUUUAUCUUACUUGUAGGAUUUCUGCUAUCAUGUUGUGAUCAGAGAUUUCAGAUGAAUAAUGGAGCUUCGACGCCAUUAAUUAAGAAACAAUGUGGUUUGUUGAUGUUAA
Messenger RNA from Beta vulgaris subsp. vulgaris (sugar beet), 1604 nucleotides. RefSeq names its product malate dehydrogenase [NADP], chloroplastic. The record is from RefSeq and is a predicted model, not a curated record. Gene Ontology annotation, biological process: oxaloacetate metabolic process; malate metabolic process; tricarboxylic acid cycle. Lineage: Eukaryota; Viridiplantae; Streptophyta; Magnoliopsida; Caryophyllales; Amaranthaceae. The transcript is spliced from 14 exons. Bases 140 to 1456 code for a protein of 438 amino acids. Gene Ontology annotation, molecular function: L-malate dehydrogenase (NADP+) activity; L-malate dehydrogenase (NAD+) activity.